Porites evermanni is the source of this 6395-nucleotide messenger RNA. The record is from the annotation of a GenBank genome assembly. NCBI's taxonomy places the organism in Eukaryota, Metazoa, Cnidaria, Anthozoa, Scleractinia, Poritidae.
AUGUACGUCGCACCCCGUGGGGUACCAGAUGGAGUAUUCCACCCCGCUGUUUUGAGCCCUUCAGGAAACCAAGACGAGACUUACGCCUUGGCACUGGACCAGCUUCGCAGGCUAAGAAACACCCUUUGUCACCAGAACAGUACGAAAGAGAUUGUGAAAACAGACUUUGAUCGCUACAUUCAGCUAGCAAAAGAUGCUUUUCAUGCACUUGGACUAAAAAGCACAAAGAUUGAUGACGUGGGAAAGCUUGCUGAAAAAGACUUUCCCACUGCCAGGCUUCAACGGUUAGAAGAAGAACUCCGGGUUGAGAGGUUCAAGCCAAUUGAGGAUAUGUUGGACCAAAUGCGACGCGAUGGGACAGAGGUAAAGAAGGGUGUAAUACACGUAAAGACAAAAGUAGAGGACGUCGAGACAGAAGUGAAAACGGCAGUAACAGUUUUGAAAGAGACAGUAACAGUCGCACAAGAAAAAAUGGAAUAUGUCGGAGCCGACUUGAAAUCAGCAGUAAAAGAAGUACACGCAAAAGUGGAAGAUGUUGGAGUUGACCUAAAAACGGCAGUAACAGACGUGCAAACAAAAAUGGAAGAGGUCGGAACACAUGUGAAAACGGUAGUAGCAGACGUGCAAACAAGAAUGGCAGAUGUCGGAUCGGACGUGAAAUUGGCAGUAACAGACGUGCAAACAAAAAUGGAAGGUGUCGGAACUGAAGUGAAAACGGCAGUAACAGACGUGAAAACGAAAAUAGAAGAUGUUGGAUCCGACGUGAAAACGGUAGUAAGAGAUGUCGGGUUCAAUAUUGACCUCAUAAGACAAGCAAUGCAAGACAGAGUUUCAGAAGGUAAGCUGCUACUAAACAAAAAGUUGUGUCAUAUUAUUAUACAAUAAGGUGCAAUAGUUAUGAAUCCCGUAACUGGCUUUAUUUGUUAUAAACUUUUGUUACAUUUCCUACUCUCUCAAAAUCCAACCAAAUGACCAGUAGAACCCUUUGUUAAGAUGUCAUAUUUUCUCGCUGCUCGCUUGCUUUUUUCGCUCAUCUGCACUAACCGAGAGCCCGGCACAGGCUAGUUAACAACAAAACAUCGUAUAUAAAAGGGAGCUCCUAAUAAUAACUGUACGACUUUUGAAUUCGCCUUGAUAUUUGAUUUGGCUUUCAUAACCAGUCACCUAAACCAGUGUCCUCUGAUAACUGUGCCCGAUCAGUUUUACGUUAGUGUCCUGAUAAUUACCACUAACGCCGGGAGAAACUGGUAUUGCUUGUUUGUGUGUAUCAGUUCUACCAUUCAAUUUGUAACUGAAAACCUGACGGAUCUAGGGGAGGGGCCUGGGGAGCCCAGGAUCCCACGUUAUUUUUAGGCCAAACUGAAGCCUGGACGAUCGGGAAAAUUAUUUUCGAGGCCAGGCCCCUCUCGGCUUAUCUUAGGGACUGGACGAGUAGGUCUCCCACUUACUUAAAAGCUCGGAAAAUAGGGAUAUUAAUUAUAUUUAACCGUGGACUAAGUAAAGCAAGAUGAAGAAAGAAUUGAUUAUUAUUGUGUACACAUUUAUAUUCUACCUCUAUCACUCUUGCUCUCUGGGAAUCUCCCGAGAAUGUGCGAGUGGAAUUUCAGUUAAAAAAAAUCACAUUCACCACUUGCACAUCAUACGAAAAUUUAUGCAUUUUUUAUUGGGGGUUGGGAGGGGGGGGGGUGGGGGGGUGGGGAGCAAGCAGGGUGCAUAUUGGGGGGGGUGCAAAGGGCGAAUUGGACUGCCUUAGACAUGUUAGAAGAGACUUUCUAAGCGCCGAAAGAUAAUGUCUCACGAUAGUUACAUUGCUUGACAUUGUUCGCAACGUCUCGACUGCUUACCUCUGGUUAUGAACAAGCAUGGCGAGACUACUAAAUCAGACCUACACACAAACCUAAAAUGUAGGGUCUACUUAAAAUACAUAAGCGUUACACAAGCUUCUGGGUCAGUGUUUAGAGGUUUGCAUACCAAUUUGUCAUCCCACGUAGGCUACAUCUUACUUUAUUGACACUAGGUUGUUCAGAUUGUGAUACGUGACUCAGAAUCGAAAUCAGACCAAUGAACCACUUUUCUAAAUCAAACUUUAAAAAAAACCAACUCAGUUAAAAUCUAUGAAAAUUCGUUUAAUAUAUCAAAAGCAAUGUUUAAUAAUGUGCUUGUGCUUCUGAGGGUUUCCGUUCAAUUUGAUCUUUCGAAAAGAGGCCAGGUAAGCAAACUGAUACAACACAGAGGAUGGUAAACCUGUGGUGCUACUGAUAACUAGUCACAUACAAUCAUCUCUUGAAGGUCAGAAAUACCAGCGAUCGAAACGUUACAAUCAAUCUCAAAGUGACUUUUGUGAAACAAACAGUAACAAAAACUUUCAUCGCUUUCGGCCACAGAGACCGUUCGCGAAUACAGGACCAUACAGCAACAGUGUCUGCGAACAGCUCAGAAAUGGCCUCAGAAACUCGUUGCACACACUCCAUAUCUGUCAGAGGUAGAGCUCUUUUAAACACCUUCCAAAUCCGUGCUAUCUUUCAAACAAGGUGUUGUUAGAAUUCAGUUUUCCUCUUGCUAUUAUAGUCUGAAGCACAGUAACAAUAUAAACUACUUAUUUUUCUUUUUAAGGCCCUAACGCUCCCCAGUCACGUAUACCUGACAAAAUACCAAACUUUGUUGGUCGUCAAGAAGAAUGUAAAGAAAUUCAGAAUCAUUUGACAGGAGGAAUCACUCGAAUCGUCAACGUGUGGGGUCCACCAGCAUUCGGAAAGACAUCAGUGGCCAUAAACGUAGCACAUCAAUUGAGAGAAAAUAACAUUCCAGUUUACUUUUUACCCCUCCGCGGUAUGACAACUAAAGAGGACUUAGUCUCAAAGUUGCUCAGUACGUUUGCAGACAAUAAUCAGGUACCUCAUACUUCCCCAUCUGACUGGCUUAUUUGGCGCUUACAGCAACUGCAAAAUCGGCAAAAUCUUUUAAUCUUAAUCUGGGACAAUGCCGAUGAUUUACUUCAAUCGGAAGAUGCCAAACAGAAACAAGAUGUGGUUCAAUUUAUUCAUGAAAUUCUUGCGCAGUGUUCUCAUAUCAAACUUCUCCUUACCACUAGAGCUUCCUUAGACUUCUUGAACCUCACGAUUCCCGUUAAUCUAGCGAAAAUUGAUAUGUUGGACGAAGUUUCUUCGGCAAGUUUAAUAAAGUUACUUUUACCAGAUGUGACGGAAGAUAUCUGCAAAUGCAUAGUACAGGAAUGUGGACAAGUUCCCCUUGCCAUGCGAUUAAUGUGUAACAUCAUAAAAGAAGAACACACUUCCAUUAGUGAGCUUUCAGAAGAACUGAGGAAUUCAACGCUCGUUAACGUUUUGGAUGACGAACGUUUUCCAGCAGAUAUUCGUCUAAAAAUACUAAUUAACAAAUCGUUCCAAAGACUCUCGAUUCAAGAAAGAAAAGCCUUUGUUUCUCUAACUGUUUUUCCUGGUUGGUUUAACACAAAUGAAGCUACAGCAGUGUUAGAUGUCAAGACAGACCGAGCAACCAAGAAAAUUAUUCGCUCCCUCGAGCGAAAUUCCUUGAUCAGCUGUGGGGAAAGCUUUAGCCGAUUCACAAUCCAUUCACUCUUCCGGUCCUUUGUUGAAGAACAGAGGCGAAAUGAUAAAACAAUUGAAGCCAUACUCUAUUCAGCCCAGCAUCGGUUUAACGACUAUUACAUCUCUUGUUUUACAAAUGCUAAUGAAAAAUUUUUAACGGGACCAUCCAAUGAAGCGUGGGAAAUGUUCGCGGGGCGGCGAGAGAACAUCCUCUUUUCUAUUACCAAUGGAAUAAGAGACGACGACCUCUAUUCCAAGAUUGUAAAGGUACUGUCUGUGGCAGAACUAUUUCUCUAUGCCGUAUUGUCAAAUGAGGUAGCGUUGUUCGAACAGCUUUAUGACACAGCCUUGUUAGAAGCAAAACAAAGACAAAUGGUCGAAGAUGAAUGGUUGUUGUUGGCCUCAAAGUCAUUUCGCUAUUGGGGCUGGUUUUCUUUGGAUUGGCAGCCCUGGGACGAUUCCCUUUCUGCUGAUUACUCCAACAAGGCUUAUUAUCCGGCAAAACUCAUUUGUUACCAAAGCAUUUACCAGCUACUCUGUGGAAAUCGUGAAGAGGGCAUAAUGUCUAUUUUCAGCGCUUUAGAUGGAUUAAGUUGUUGCCGUAAUGAUGAAAUUGUGCUAAAGCACCUUAUUUUCACAUUGCUUGAACGCAUUCUCGAUACAGAAGAAGCAAAUGCCCCACCAUUUAGAAAGCUACGCGAUGAAAGCCACUCUUACUGGGAGGCCAGAAUGUCAAGAAUACUUGAAACGCCCGACCUUCACAGCUUUCUCGACAACAAGGAUCUGUUCUUUUUGACUUUAUUGCUUUCUCCUUUCUCGGCAUUGGAUUACAGAAUUCGUGCGGAGGAUUAUGACAUGCUUUUUGUUCUUAGCAAACUCAUUCCAAGGUUCUGUGAAAACCAGGUGCCAGAAAACCUACCAGGUGAGAUACGCUUCUUGAUUUCCAUAUUUAAGGAAUCCUUCGAAACGCUGUCACCCCUGUUUCCUGAGGUAAAUUGGUUUACUUUGGAAAGUGCCACACAAGCUCAGCUUGAGUCCCUACGCUUGCAUUUUCUAGAAUUCACAGAUAAAAUUCUACAGAGUGGCGUCGAUUCAGAGCAGAGCUACAUCGCAACCAAGCUGCUCAUGAAAACACUUUUGCAAUGCCUUGAACUCUUUCCGGAUUUCCCAUCAUUUAUCACAAGUACAGGAGGGAAGAAUGUUGUGAAAUUUUUCAAUGAUACCUUUGACGAGGUUUUAAACCGCUCAAGCGAAAGGGUCCCUGAUACAGAUCUUCUAGACCUUGCAAGAAGUUAUGACAGUCUAGGCAAGUUAAAGCACCUCUUUAUCGGCAGCAGUGCAGCAAUAGAGUCUCAAAAAGAGGCCAUAAGAAUAAGAGAAGAGCACUUCGGAAAUCAUAUUGACACAGUGGCAAGUCUGAUAGACGUAGGGUGUAGUUACCUUAAAAUAAACAAUGAAAUCGAAGCUGGCAAAGCAUUUGAGAGUGCUUUAAAUUUGAGGAAACAGCUGGGAGUUUAUGAUCACGAGCACACUGCAUACAUUUAUGCUUUAAUCGGAGAAAACCAAUCAACCAAUGCUAACUACGAGGAAGCACUUAAUGCUCUCCUCAAGGCUGUUAAGAUUAGAAAGGAGCAUUUAGGACAACACCGACUUACCGCCAAAACUUUAAGCGAGGCAGCGAGUGCUUAUUUUAAACUACAAAGCUACCCAGAAGCUCUUCAGUGUUGUGAGCAGGCUUUUGAUAUGAGGCUUGACCUGUUAGGAGAGGAUGUGGACACAGCUGACAGCUUCAAUCUCCUGGGAUGUAUCCAUUUUAAAAUGGGUGAAAAUGUGUCAGCAAUUCAGAGUUUUGAAGGAGCUGCAGAAAUGAGAACAAAGCUGCUUGGUUACCACAAAGACACCGCUUGCAGUUACCACAACCUUGGUGUAGUGCAAAGAGAAGUGGGAGACCAACACGGAGCGUUGGGUUCCCUACAGAAAGCGGCAGACAUAAGGUCAAAACAGCUUGGCAGUCAUGUAGACACUGCGAGUAGUUACCACUGGCUUGGUGUAGUGCAGCGUGACAUGGGAGACCUCCGCGGAGCCUUGGUUUCCCUAAGGAAAGCGAAGGACAUGAGGUCAAAAAAGCUUGGUCGUCAUGUAGACACCGCAAGCAGUUACCAUCUCCUUGGUGCAGUGCAACGUAAUGUAGGAGACCUGCGCGGAGCGCUAGGUUCUCUAAAGAAGGCGGCAGACAUGAGGUCAAAAAAAUAUGGUAGUCAUGUAGACACUGCGAGCAGUUACCACUGGCUUGGUGUAGUGCAGCGUGACAUGGAAGACUUUGAUGGGGCUUUGAAGUCCCUAACAAAAGCGGCAGAUAUAAGAUCAAAAGAACUUGGGGAUCACAAAGACACCGCGAGCAGUUAUCACUGGCUUGGUGUAGUGCAGCGUCAUAUCGGAGAAGACAUCCCUGGAGCUUUGGGGACUCUAGAGAAAGCUGCAAUUAUGAGAUCUAACCUCCUUGGUGAUCACGAAGACACGGCAGACAGUUACCACAACGUUGGUGCAGUGCAGUACUUGAUGGGAGACCACAAGAAAGCUUCGGAGUUUCUACAGAGAGCAGCGCAUAUGAGAUCAAAUCUGCCUGGCGAUCAAAAAAACACGGCGUCCACUUACCACUUGCUUGGUUCGGUUCAGUAUGACAUGAAAGAUAUAGACAGCGCCGUGGAAUCUCUACAGAUGGCGUGGCAACUCAGAGAUGAAUUGCUAGGUGAACAUCACCCCGACACAGUUGACACCUUACAGCUACUCAGUCGGGUGUGUGAAGCUUCAUUACUGCACAGUUAG